Dendrobium catenatum is the source of this 518-nucleotide messenger RNA. RefSeq lists its product as uncharacterized. The transcript is spliced from 5 exons. NCBI's taxonomy places the organism in Eukaryota, Viridiplantae, Streptophyta, Magnoliopsida, Asparagales, Orchidaceae. Bases 1 to 447 code for a protein of 148 amino acids. The record is from RefSeq and is a predicted model, not a curated record.
AUGCAGUCAUCUAAGAACAUUCAAGCUUCAGUGGAGCAGGAGAUAAAAAGCACAGGCUCUGAUCAGGUUGCGGUUCCACCUGGGGGUUCAAAUCUUCUUCUUUUCAAUCUUCCGGCUUGUGCUAAAUGGAUCUUUGGUUCCGUACUCUUUCUUGCUAUACCAGUAUACAAGAGGAUGUUGAGAAUCGAAGGUGUGUUGGAGAAGGAAGUAAUUGAUAUGGUGGAGAUAGUUAAGAAGGUAGCAGACGUAACAGAGAAGGUUUCUUCUGAUGUGGCCGAAGCACUACCGUCUGAUAGCGACCUAAAAAAAAUUGUUAUCGAGGUGGAAGGCGAGGCAGAAGUGGUGUGCGUGGAUGCAGAGAAGACUGAAACUUUCAUUCACAAGGUCUAUGAUUUCAAGGAAAAGAGUGAAGCUUGGUUGGAUAAAAUUGCUGAGGAUGGGAGCUGAUUAUGCCUGAUGAGGGAAGCCAGAAGGAGGAGAAGGAACACAAUCUAAGGAAGAUGUGUCAAAGCCCUCUG